This is a messenger RNA of Sphenostylis stenocarpa, 630 nucleotides long. The record is from the annotation of a GenBank genome assembly. Lineage: Eukaryota; Viridiplantae; Streptophyta; Magnoliopsida; Fabales; Fabaceae.
AUGUGUUUUCCUUUGACACUCAAAAUCACCAUGGAACCCUUCAAACUUUCCCUCUUCCUUCUUCCACUCCUCUUUGCUUUCAUAACCUUUUCUAAUCCAGUGCUGUGCAAUGACAAGGAGGACAGUGUAUUUAAGGGAAUCAACAGCUACAGGCAGACGCAGAAUCUGCCACCACUGAACCAAGUUUCCAAGGCAAAUUGUUUGUCUGAUGAAGUUGCAGAAGAAAUAGAGAAAACGCCCUGUGAAAAUGUGAAUCGAUUCUACCCAUCAACUGUUUCUGGUGGUGGCAACAAUCUUAACAUCCCCAACUUGCAGAAGCACAUAGAUAAAUGUGGCAUUAACAUCAACACCACCUCAGAUGGGGUCAUUCUCCCAGUUUGUGUCUCCAAGUUGGAACCCACCAUUGUGCUCUCGAACUACACUCAUUCAGAUCGCUACGCACAGUUUCUCAACAAUUCCAAGUACACAGGGGCAGGCCUUGGCUCUGAGGAUGAUUGGAUGGUCCUUGUUCUCACCACCAACACUGCCGCUGGAAGUUUCUCUCCUUCAACUUCUGCUCAUGCUAAUGCUGCUUCUGUGGGGCUCUUGAUCUUUGCUUUGCUGCUUCUACUCAUCAACCAUCUUGAUUGA